UCAUACAAAUCUUGGAAUAUUUAUUUAACAUAGCUAAUGCAUACUAUUUCGAGCUAAGUCCCUAUUAUCUUCUUUUGGUCAACCUGACUGUUUGUCUAACAGGUGGAAUGACAACUUUUCUUGCAGCCAUCAAUCGCUACAUUGUCGUCAAUUCUAGCUCCGAAUUUCAUGCAAUUUAUUUCACCAUUCUACAUGUCUUAUUAGUAAUCGCACCAUCGUUGGGAACAUUGAUUGGAGGUUUUAAUAUCCGGUUUUUAGAUGACAAUGAGCAAAAUAUACAGCUAAGAAAUUAUAACCAAAAUUUUUUCAUUAUGCUUGGAAUAAGUUUGGUUUCAUUUACGAUGAUUCUGCUAAUUAAAGUCGAUAGAAAUGAAUCUAUCAAGAAAACGAUCAUCAAUUGUGAUUCUGAAGCUCUCAUCAGUCCGGAUAUGAACCAGAAUAAUAUAGACAAUACUAAUCAAUCAAUGAUUGACAAUUCGCAUGAAUCGUUCACGGUCCAUAAAACUGAAUAUGGAGAAAUUAAAAAAAUUAUUGGAACAUUCUUUGAUCUCGACAAUGUUCGCCAAACUUAUUACUGUUUCAUAAAAAUCCGUCCAAAUCAGGCUCGCGAACAGAUAUAUUUCAUGGUUUUUAUUAUAUUUUUGUUUUUGAUUAAUAUGACAGGAAUCGAUUCGAUAUUCUUGCAAUUCUCAGAACAAGUCUAUCAACUAGAUGCACAAGAAUAUUCCAUUAUUUCAGUUUAUAUAAAAAUCUUACCAACAAUCGUCUUAUUGAUUAGUUCAUAUAUUCUGAUCAAUAGCUUACAUUUGAAGGAUGGAACAAUGUUUGCAUUGACAAUAACGUCCGGUUUUAUUAGCCAAGUUUUGAUCGGAACAUUUCCUAAUUUAUUUAUUUUUCUGGCCGCCAUCUUCAUAGGCUCUUUGUUUAGCUUGGCAAGCAUAGUGAUUAAAACAAAAAUGGCCAAAAUCGUAGCAACUGAUGAAGCGGGAAAAAUAUUCAGUAUGACCUCUACGCUGGAAUCUUUAUCACCAAGCUUGGGUGCAUUAAUUUUUUCUACUAUUUUUGCUUCAAGCAUUUCAUUUUAUCCAACAUUAUGUUUUCAUAUUGCAGCUUUAAUUACUCUAAUAUCAUUAAUUUUAGCUUUGUUUCAGGAUUCAUAUUUUGAAAAUGAUGACAAAUAAAUUAAUAGUUCUUAAUUUUAA
Messenger RNA from Dermatophagoides pteronyssinus (European house dust mite), 1202 nucleotides. RefSeq lists its product as uncharacterized. Gene Ontology annotation, molecular function: transmembrane transporter activity. Lineage: Eukaryota; Metazoa; Arthropoda; Arachnida; Sarcoptiformes; Pyroglyphidae. Gene Ontology annotation, biological process: transmembrane transport. Gene Ontology annotation, cellular component: membrane. The record is from RefSeq and is a predicted model, not a curated record.